AUGGGGUACGCGGCUCAUACUCUAGUGUCGCCACAAGGGCACGGGGGAGGAGACUUAGCUCUCUUCUGGAAGCAAGAGAUUGAGAUGGAGAUGCUCCACACCUGCAAAAAUUUCAUAGAUACAAAAGUGGGAGAUAGAACAGACCCGUGGCUCCUAACGGGAGACUUCAAUGAGAUCAUAGAUGCCUCAGAGAAAAAGGGAGGACCACCAAGACCGGAGGGAUCUUUUGUAGACUUCAGGACCUUCAUGUCAGAGUGUGAUCUAUACGACCUGAGGUACUCCGAAAACUUUCUCUCAUGGAGGGGACAAAGAAAUGAGCAUCUAGUCAGAUGUAGAUUGGACAGAGCAAUGUCAAAUAGUACAUGGGCAGAAGAGUAUCCAACAGGAAAAUGCGAAUACCUUAAGUUUGAGGGAUCAGACCACAGACCAAUCAUUACAAUUUUUGAUCCAUUGAGAAAGAGGAAGAAAGGGCUCUUCCGCUACGAUAGAUGGCUACGAACGAAUGAAGAAGUCCAAAGACUAGUGUUUAAAGCCUGGAACACAAGAGCUACAGAUACAGUGGAUCAGAAAGUAACCAGAUGUAGAAGUGCCAUUAUAAAAUGA
Molecule: messenger RNA, 603 nt
Organism: Microthlaspi erraticum
Lineage: Eukaryota; Viridiplantae; Streptophyta; Magnoliopsida; Brassicales; Brassicaceae
Source: the annotation of a GenBank genome assembly